Molecule: messenger RNA, 1428 nt
Organism: Candidula unifasciata
Lineage: Eukaryota; Metazoa; Mollusca; Gastropoda; Stylommatophora; Geomitridae
Source: the annotation of a GenBank genome assembly
AUGCCUGAGAUCCCAAGAUUACCAAGAUUAAAGCCAAGCACUGUGAUCAGUAAAGAGAAGCGGGAGAAGCUUGAUGCUAUUUUGGGACCACUGACACUUACUAAUGAAAUUCUGACAAGGAUCAUGGCCGCCUUUCGUGAGCAGAUGCUGCUGGCCAGCAGUACAGAUGAAAAUGCGCGUAAGAAGUCAGACCAUCUCAUGAUGAAUACAUUUAUACGAGAGCUUCUGGACGGUACAGAACAAGGCGACUAUCUGGGACUGGAUUUAGGAGGAACCAAUUUCCGUGUGGUGUUAGUCAGAUUCAAAGACGGAGUAGCUGAAACUACAACGCAGUAUUACAGUCUCACAGAUGAAUGUCUCAGCGGACCUGCAGCCGGACUGUUUGAUUUCAUAGCUGACAGCAUUGAAGACUUUGUGCACAAGCAAGGACUGGCAAAUUCAGAGAAGACAAUUCCUUUAGGCUUCACAUUCUCAUUUCCUUCUACCCAACUGGCUCUCAACAAGCAAGUGCUUCUAACAUGGACAAAAACUUUCAAGUGCCCUGAUGGGGUAGGAGAAGACCCCGUUGCCAUGUUGGAGGCUGCAAUUAAGAGAAGAACUAAGGAUCUGCCAGUGGAUGUUGUGGUUGUGAUGAGUGAUACUGUCAGCACCCUGAUGGCGGGCAAUUAUCUAGACAAAAAAUGCCGAGUGGGUUUGAUAUUAGGCACUGGCUGUAAUGCAGCUUUUGUGGAGAACAUUUCAGACAUUGAGAAGUGGACAGGAGAUGAUAAGGAUCCUAGACAUGUUAUAGUAAAUGUCGAGUUGGGGUCUACUGGUGAUGGAGGCUGUUUGGAUUUUUGCCGGUCUGAGUAUGAGAAGGAAGUUGACAAAUUCUCAAAUCACCCAGGAUCAUUUACGUUUGAGAAAUCAUUUGCUGGCAUGUACCUUGGAGAGCUAGUUCGUCUGGUUCUGGUGCGUUUGAUCAGAGAUGGAAUAUUGUUUGGAGGACAAGGGGGAAAAUUAGUUGAUGCAAGAUGGAAGUUCACCACAACUGAUGUAACUAACAUUGAAAGUGACGUGGGUGACUCUACCAACAACACAAGAGGGGUGCUAAAGAAGUUUGAACUAGAUUCAAUAGCAACAGAUGAAGAUAUAGCUAUAGUCAGAGAAGUGACUGAAUUCAUGUCUGUGAGAGGAGCUUACAUUGUAGCAUCUGUGAUGUCUGUUCUGGUCAACUAUGUUCGUCUACCAGAAGUUACAAUUGGCAUAGAUGGCUCAUUGUAUGAGAAACACCCAAAAUUCCAUGAUGCAAUGAUGGAGAUAUUUGAAAAAUAUAGUCCAAACACAAAGGUCAACUUGAUCCUGGCAAAAGACGGCAGUGGACAAGGGGCAGCCUUUGCAGCAGUUUCAGCCUUGAAGCAGGCUGCUAAAGGGAUCAGAUGCUCAUAA